Molecule: messenger RNA, 3495 nt
Organism: Pseudopodoces humilis (Tibetan ground-tit)
Lineage: Eukaryota; Metazoa; Chordata; Aves; Passeriformes; Paridae
Gene: IDNK
Product: IDNK gluconokinase
Cellular component (GO): cytoplasm
Molecular function (GO): gluconokinase activity
Source: RefSeq, a predicted model, not a curated record
GGCGCAGGAGGGCAAAGGGGCAGCGGCGGAGCGCGCCGGGCCGCCAUGGUGCUGCUGGUGGUGAUGGGCGUCAGCGGCUCAGGGAAGACCACGGUCGGGUCGCGGCUGGCAGAGAAGUUGGGAUGGAAAUUCUACGAUGCAGAUGAUUAUCAUCCUCUAGAGAAUAAGAAGAAAAUGGAAGAAGGGAUACCACUAAAUGAUGAGGAUAGGAUUCCUUGGCUUUGCACAUUGCAUGAUAUACUAAGGAGAGAAGACACAUCUAGACAAGAUACAGUUCUGGCCUGUUCUGCACUCAAGAAGAUGUACAGGCAUGUGUUAAUUAGUGGAGCAUCUGCAAUCAAAAGCAACCAGCCAGAGCAACCAGGAGAAAACCCAGCACUGAAGAUCCUCUUUGUUCAUUUGGAUGGACCUAUGAACAUCAUUGCUGGACGCCUGGAGAAGCGGAGAGGUCAUUUUAUGCCACUUAAACUUCUCAAGUCUCAGUUUGAUACUCUAGAGCCACCUAGUGCACCAGAAAACUUCAUUACUGUCAGUCUAGAAAAAUCUCUCCCAGAAAUAGUAGCAGAGAUUGAGAGCGCCAUUAUUCAGGGUGAGACUUUGCCAGCGUAAUUUUCUGAAUGACACAUAUAGAAAUUCCCUGAAGGAUAGCAAGGCUAUGAGACAGGGUUUUAAUUAUUAAAUUGAUUAUUAAAUCAAACCAGCUUAUUUUGAAGAGCUGGUUUACUGCUUGGUUUUUUUAUCAUGGCUCUGUAAAAGACAUCCAAGAUAUAAUUUGCAAUAACUUUUAACUUUUUAAGCCCUUCACUCUAUGAAGUUAAAAUUCUCAUUUUAGUAAGAGCCUACUUUUGAAAAUCCUUGCAAGGGUCACACAGAAUAAUUUCUUUUCUUAAUUUUAAUAUUUACUCUGUCAGAUACUGAGAUGGGCACAUCUGCUAUUACAAGAUUAAAUAAUUUACAGCUUUGUUAAAAAUAAUAUAAUUUUCCUAGAAGAGGCAGGAACAUGUAUGAUGAAGUUCCAUACAUGACACUACCUCUGUCUCACUGCUGGAUUUUCAUCAAGUUGUAGGUUCUGUGUUUGUAUCCUUGUUUACCUCACUAGAGUACUGAUGACUUCAUGAGAACUUUCCUGAUCUCUUACUGAAUGCAUUGACCACCAAGCUGAAAAGUGUUUGAAAUAAAAGGCAGUGGUGGUGAUGCAAUAUAAAAAAAUUAACUGAAUGGAAAGCUUUAGAAAUAAAGCAUAAGAAAUAUUUAGAAAUAAAGCUUCAGAAAUAAAACAUCACACUGGCUCUGAACUUGGAGCUUUCAUGUACAAAGCAUAUACAUUGCAGCUGAGUGUGAGUCAACUAGUGAUUUAAGGUCGUGAAUGCAAGGUUGAUUGACACUUCCUUCUUUUUGAAAACUUACUCUUUCACAGCUGGACCUUCUUCAUUUCCCAAUGCUGGUGGGCACCUCAGUGCAUGUCAAUGCAAUUGCUUUAAAGCUUUUGAUCAAACUAUUCCUACUACAUAUUUUUCUCAUCUUUUUUGAUGAAGAUGAGAAGAAAAUUCCAAAUACCUAAUCAGUCACCUAGCUACCAGAAUUUAAGAUUGAAGUCCUUUUUUACCACCAAGGUGUUUUUCAAAAAGUACUUCAUGUCAUGUUAGACAAGAUAUGCCUUUUCAGCUUCAUACAAUGAAAUUUUCUAUUUUAAGUUUCUGUAUGAAAGAUUUGAGUCUUGUCCGAAUGGAGACAUCUCCAUGUGCUGUCACACAUGGAUUAUUUUCAGUACGUCAUGCAAUUUUUUUUAUUUCUGGAAUGAUGGAUGAACUCCUGUAGAAGAACACCUUAUGUUUGAAAGCAUCUUUAGUGUAAUUUUUACCUGGGUAAGUACUUGAAAACUAUUAAUCAUGGUUCUCAUUAUGAAUGAAAAUAGUAAAGGCUUUGUGGUGUACUAGACAAACUACUGUGCUUAAAUUAGUGCAAUAAAUAGGCUUUAUGUUACUGAAAGCAGCAAUUUUUAGACACAGAAUUGGAAUUUUAGGCAUUAACCUAUCCAGAAAUGGUGUUUUCCAGUUUAUUUGUGACCUGAAGGGAGAAUACCAGGCAGUUACUAGUUUUAGUCUGUUGCUGUACACUACAGGGUGCUCUCACCCCAGAUCCUGUUUGUUCCAACAGCCAGGGUGCAAGUUUAAGAUAUAGAAGCAAAGUUAAGUGCAAGAGGCAGGGAUAUCUGUAAGCUUCUUAAUACCCUCAAAUUUCAGAGACCUCUUCAGACCAAGUGACUGGUCAGACCUGUACAAAUUUUGUAGCUAUGAAAAUCACAGACACAGCACCCUCUUGUGGCAUCUAUGCUGUUGAUGAGGUCUUCAUCUUUUUCAAUACACCAUUUUACAAACACUUGACUAAUGUACCCGUUAUUAAAUACAGAUUUAUGCUUCCUUCUUUCACACACAAUAAAGCCAGACCAUAACGCUCUACAGCAGCAGCAUCCUGUCACACACAGAUAUGAUCAGACCUUUAAAUAAUUUUUUUUUUUAAAAAGGGACGUUUUUGAGUUCUGAGAAGGCCAGACUGAUUUUCAGAUCUACUUGUCCACAUUUAUAGAACACUCACAAAGUGGCUUCACUGACAAAAUUGUACUCAACAGUAAAAAAAAAAUCUCAUUAAGAGAGUUUUAUAUAAGAAGCUUGGAUUUUGGAAGGCUUCUAAACAAAGUAGUAUGUUCAUACUUACAGGCAGUUCAUGCUUCAGAUUAGGUCAGGGUAUUUCUCAGUCUUUGUUUUUAUGUUGGGAAUCUUUCCUUCCCUUACCCUUUUAAUAUAUUUGCAUCUUGCUUUUACUUAAAAGAUACUGCAGAGAAGGUUGUCAAUCUAAUUGGUUGUCUGUUACCUGCUAUUCUGAAAGACAAUGAAGCAUUACUUCUGUUAAUUUAUAUUCUGUUCAUUACAAAUUAUUAGAUUAAGAUGUGAAUUGUCCCAAUAUUAACCACAUAAAACUACUCUCAGAUUUUAAUCAAGCUGUGCACAUGUGCAGUGGAAGAAAAAGGUAGCAGAACAAUCCUUGCCCAAAGACAAUCCUACAGCAUUUCAUUUACUUGAUUUAGGUUUCAUUUGUGGUUUGUUUUUGUUGUUUUGUUUGAGAGUUUUGUUGUUGCUGUUUUUAAACUAACACCACUAUUCUAGGCAUGUCAUAUUCAGGUUAGUUGGGCAGGCUAUUAAUAUUAUCUGGAUGCAAGUAUUUUGAUAUGUAUUUAGCAAAUGCAUCAAAAACUGAGGAGGAAACACCUGGAGUUCGAAAUUGCUUACUCUGUCUCUAAGCACAAAUUAUCUAUGCAAGGUACAUGCACUUUACAUCCUCAACGAAUUUAUGCUAUGCACAGUUAGUAACAUGAUGUGUAAAUAAUGCACCUACUACAGCAUAAACGUUUUUCAGUGCUAAAAUGAGGAAAUAAAAACUAAAUGCUAUCUAUCCCAAACUGCACAAGUUCCUCUGCACAGGAAAGGAACAGACUAG